CAACAACCACCUUUCCUUUGGACCGUUGGCAGCGCGUCGUGUGUAGCACAGCCUGAAAAGCUACCAUUCGAAAGACCAAGCGAGGGGAACCAGGUUUGCGCCCACGACGCCGUGAUGCGUGGGACUGUACGGCUAGCCAGGCGCCAAAACAACACUCGCACCAUCCGAUGGCCGAUGCUCAGGGCAAAUAAGGUGAAGAAUGAUAAACAGAAUCCAGUAUAUACGGCGUCGGGGUCAGGAGAGCCUCAUGGCGAAGAUACAGCCCCCGUCUGGAGGACAGCUGCUUCCAAGAUGAUUGAGGGCUGCGCGACUGCCUUCGGUUCUAUCCUCAUCCUUGGAAUCGCAGGCUACUCUUACAAUGCCUACUACAAGUCUCACGUGUUGAGCAAGAUGGAGAACGCCUUUGCUCUAGGAUACUCCUCCGUUGAGAUAGCCGCGCUCAGCCGCCACGUCAAGUCAGACGGAUCCCACGCCGAGCUGUUCCAAGCAGAGACGUUUGAGGACAACGACUGGAUCCCUCGGGCCGAGCAGGAGGUCAUCGACAAGAUCGUCGAUGGGACCAUGCGCGGGCAGUACCACCUCAUCACAGGCGAAAAGGGCACGGGCAAGACAUCAAUGCUGCUCAAGGCCAUGGGCAAGAUCGGCGGCGAGGGGGUCGCCAUGUUCGAGGCGCACGGCGACCCCGAGAUUUUUCGGGUGCGGCUGGGCAAGGCGCUGGACUUUGAGUUCCACGAGGACUACGUCGGCAGCCUGUUCAGCUUCAAGGGCCCGCGCGACACGACGGCCCUGCUGGACAUCGAGCGCGCCUUCAACAAGAUGGAGAAGAUCGCGCUGCGGCGCAAGGAGAAGGUCGGCAAGCCGCUCGUCCUGAUAAUCACGGGUGCGCACCUGAUACGGGACGACGAGGAUGGCCAGGACCUGCUCGAGCUGAUCCAGCAGCGCGCCGAGCUCUGGGCGGCGAGCAACCUCGUGACUGUCGUGUUCAACAGCGACGACUACUGGACUACUGAACGGCUGAUGUGGCAGGCCACCCGGCUGCGCGUGACUCCCGUUCGCGACAUCCCCAAGGACAUCGCCAUCGAGUCCCUCAGGCAGUUCCGAAAGACUCGAGGGGAAGAUGUGCCAACAAGUACUUUGGAACACGUCUACGGUCUGGUCGGCGGCCGCCUCAGUUUUCUGACCCGCGCGGCAAAGUCACCGGACAUGAUCGGUACCUGCAACACGAUCUGCGAGAAGGAGAAGCGCUGGCUGUUGAACAAGUGUUGGAUCUUGGGAGCUGAUAUGGACCCCGGUGCUGAAAACGAGCAAGAUCUGUCUUCGGCUGCCAUGCUUCUGGCUAAGGCGUUGAUCGAGAAGGAGGAGGCCAUGCGAGCAGCCGGCACGUAUGAUGGGAGGCUGCCACAGAUCCCGCUGCACAAGGCCAGGGAGUUGAUCACCAAUGCAGAAUGGAUCAAGAUGCCACAUCACAACAACAUCUUCACUAUCGACCCCGACGGGAUGGUCCAGGCAGAUUCGCGACCAAUGUACUGGGCCAUGAAGGAGGUGUGUGGCAGCGAGGGUUUUGAUGAGCACCUUAAAGCGACUAUGGAUCGCUUGGAUGAGAUCGAGAGUCUCCAAAGGACGAGAGAAGUGACUCUCAAAGAUUUGGUGGGCAAUGAACAGUAUUACCGAGCUACGAUGGAAAAUAAUUCAGAUGGCGGAAAAGCUUGGACGGUCAAGCUCGUGCCCUCUCAAAAUGAAUGAUGGGCAUUUACUGGGUUUAUAUCGAAAGAUACAUUGCCUUGUCUUUCCAGGACACUUCUUCUUGUUUCGGUUUAUUAGAGAAACUGAAAGAAUAUAAAUACUAAACCAG
Molecule: messenger RNA, 1852 nt
Organism: Diaporthe batatas
Lineage: Eukaryota; Fungi; Ascomycota; Sordariomycetes; Diaporthales; Diaporthaceae
Exons: 3
Coding region: 115-1743 (542 amino acids)
Source: RefSeq, a predicted model, not a curated record